Acanthocheilonema viteae is the source of this 1422-nucleotide messenger RNA. Lineage: Eukaryota; Metazoa; Nematoda; Chromadorea; Rhabditida; Onchocercidae. The record is from the annotation of a GenBank genome assembly.
AUGCUUGAGCAAGGAGUAAAAGUAUGUAGCAGUGGUAAUAAACCGAUUGGUAUGGGAUCAACGAAUGUGUACUCAAAAAUUGCUGAAGUAGUCGCUACUGAUGCUACAUCUUUUAAUGGUACAUCGAAAAAUGUUUCGAACAUUGAACGGAUGUCACCAGCUAGUGUCGAUUCUGGUUUCGAUUCAUCAUUUCCAUCUUCACCAGAUUGUUCACUGGAUUCAUCAGUUGUUGGAGCGGAAAUGACGAAAUGUUGCAGAGAUCCGAAUUUCAAACGACGACAUCAAACAGCUACAGCUUUGACAGCUGUUUCACAAUGUUCGCUGUUAGUUUGUCAACCAUCAUGUUCGUCCUUGUCGUCACCAAUCAGCCGGACGUCAAGCGGUGUUAGUACAUUCAGUACGGUCAGUUUGAUUAAUACCGAUGUGAAAGCAGAUGAAAAUUUUUGUCUUGACGCAUGUCUUCUGAAGAAAACAGCUUCACUAACAUCGCUAUCAUCAUCGUUACAACUGGCAGUUAAUGUUCCUAUUAAUCAGGAUUCGAGAGUUUCAUCCACUGCUAGAUUAGGCAACAGUACAAAAUCGCUUGCAAGAUGUUCAACAUUCCCUUCUUUUUCUGGGAGUUCGCCUUCAGAAAUCAAUGAGCCUGAGUUAAGAGUAAAUUGUCGUUGGAAAAGCUGCACGAAACGGUUUGCUUGCGACAACGACCUCUAUGAUCAUGUUGUCAAAGAUCAUUUGGAACUGCUACGACCUUCAACAUAUUUGGAUGGUAGUAAUGAUAACAAUAGUGGCGGCGCCGGUUCGCAAUCACAAACUGUGGGCCGUUUAAAAAAUUUGAUGUGUCAGUGGGGGAACUGUAAAAUGGGUUUGAGUCGUGGUAAUUUUCAAAAACAGUUCAUUUGGUUGGAGGAACAUUUUACAACACGACAUGCUGGUAAAGCACAACCAUACAUGUGUCUCAUAGAGGGUUGUUCGUCAAGAUUUACAUUGAAGCGCUCAUUGGAAGAGCAUCUCAGGACGGGUCACGAAAAAGUGAAAGCCAAACGCCCUCAUAAUGAAGAAGGUGAAUUGACGAGAGUCAAAUCCUGCUACCAAUGGACACCUCUACCUUACUACAUACCAAGUGAGAAGAACGAUUUUUUGGAUCUUGCAACGGAAGAAUGGAUUGUGAUGCGAUUGCGACAAUAUGAGCGAACAAGUAAUGCUUGCUUUAUACCUCGUGAACCACCAGCUCCUCGCGGUGGUGCUGCAUAUCGUAAAAGACGCCGAAUACUUACUUUUGCUAUUGAACCUUUGAAAAUUACUCCGAAAGUUAUUUCUGAUACAAUGGAAUUAGCGGAUGCAAAAUCACUUAUCAAAAGUGCUUUCAUUAAUGCGAAGAGUUGUACAAAUUCUGUAAAUACGACCAUUACGGAUAGUGGCUAA